Messenger RNA from Biomphalaria glabrata, 2626 nucleotides. RefSeq names its product 5'-AMP-activated protein kinase subunit beta-1-like. Gene Ontology annotation, biological process: signal transduction. Gene Ontology annotation, molecular function: protein kinase binding. Lineage: Eukaryota; Metazoa; Mollusca; Gastropoda; Planorbidae. The coding region runs from base 223 to 999 and encodes 258 amino acids. The record is from RefSeq and is a predicted model, not a curated record. Gene Ontology annotation, cellular component: nucleotide-activated protein kinase complex; nucleus; cytoplasm. The transcript is spliced from 10 exons.
UUAUUUUUGUCGCAAAGAACACAGAUUUUCAGGAUUCCGCUAACUACUUUCAGUUCUCGUGUUAAGUUAGUUUAUCGUUUAUUCCUCGCGUGAAACGAGAGUCCUUGAAAUUGUUUACAUCAGCGAAGUAUUCCAACAUAGAUCGACACAUUGAACAGAAUCAUACUGACUUUACAAGGAUCUAGGUAGCUCUAAUACUUUACGGUAUUUUGAGUUUGGGAAAUGGGAAACAGUAGCUCUGCUAAAAAUCGACAUGGUUCUGGUGAAGACACAGCACCAACACUUACUGCUACUGCAAGAUAUGCAGAAGCUGAUGUUGAGCCUACAUAUCGGCGUCAAAGAGCCGCUACCCUCACCCCUGGUCAAGAAAUAAGCCAUUCGACUAGCAGCAAACUUUUACCCACUGUCUUUAAGUGGGAGGGCGGAGGAAAGGAUGUCUAUCUGGCUGGCAGCUUCAACAACUGGAAAACCAAAAUCCCAUUGGCAAAAAGCCAUGGAGAUUUUUACACAAUUCUUGACUUACCAGAAGGAGAGCAUCAGUAUAAAUUUUUUGUUGAUGGACAAUGGGUGAACUCACCGAAUGAAAAGCUCUCAAACGCUCGGGCCCCUGUCACCAACAGUGACAUUGGAACCCAAAACAACACAAUGAGAGUCAAAAGAUCUGAUUUUGAUGCUUUUGAGGCUUUAGCCAUAGAUGGAAGGGCAGCCAGCAAAAAAGCAGACAAGAAUGGAAAUGAUUAUGGUCAAGACAUUCCUCCCCGCAGUACAGCAGAAGGAAAACAUAGUGGGCCUCCAUUUUUGCCGCCCCAGUUGUUACAAGUUAUUCUCAACAAAGAUACCCCAGCUCAUGUUGAGCCCUCCUUGCUUCCUGAACCUAACCAUGUUAUGCUAAAUCACCUUUAUGCAUUAUCCAUCAAGGAUGGAGUGAUGGUCUUAAGUGCCACCCACAGGUUUCGUAAAAAGUAUGUGACUACCUUACUGUACAAGCCCAUCCAAUAGAAUAACCAAUUGUCUGGACAUUUGAGUGCUUGGUGGCAUGCCUGCGUUUCACUUGGACUGAUGUUUUGGAAGAAGUGUUUACGGAAGAUUAUUGUAUGUUUAACAGUUUAUACACUUAAAAAAGGAAACGUUUUUGUUCUUAAUGUUGACGGCUAGUAUUUAUUGUAAUAUAAAAUCAACAUUGACGAUGUAUUUAUGUAACGAGUUCACUCAGACGUAGUAGAGUUUGUAUCAGCAUCUAUAGACGGAGGAGACAAUUCCAACUGGACCAGAUACCCUUGUUGAACCAUUUGUAUAUUACCAUGUUAUUAUUGAGAUACUUUAUAGUAUGUAUAUCCAGUUGACUAUUACCUAGAUGAUAGACUAGCGUGAAGUGUACUGCCGAUUUCUACGAGGGAUUAGAGUAGAGGAUGCCACAUUGGUGAUGUUUUGAUUUUCACGGUUAACACUCUACUUAAAUCAACAUUCUAGAGUAAACACCCCCCCCCUCAUUUGUGGUAAAAAUAUUGAUAUUCUUAGUUUACUUGAUAACAUAGCGCUCAUUAUUUCAUCCGAAACACACAGUCGCAUAAUGAGAGUACUGCUCCACUUGGCCGUUAGAUGCUUUCAGUUCCUCAACUGCCGUUGUAUUCACAUUGCAAGUCAUAGAAUUUUUAUUUCUCUCCCCCCUUUUAACGUGGCUCAAGUUUCAAGCUCUUCCAUUUAGGUUUAAAAUACAAGUUGGGUGUUAAGGGUGUGUUACUUCACACGAUUAAGUCCCUUCUAUGUGCUCACCUAAAAGAUGGUGAAACGGCACUUGGACUCGCCUGAAGGGGAUGAACUCUGCCACUCCUUUUAUGCUUACUGUAUGUGUGCCUGUGUGUGCGAGAGAGAGAGAGAGAUUCGUGUACAUAGAUAACAUUGCCAAAUAUUACGCAGGAGAAAUUAUUGCUGUGAUGGUCUGAGAAGACAUAUUGGACACUACUGGAUAGGAUCAUUUGUUGUGUACAUAGAUUUUUGUUAACACCUGUACAAGGGCAUUUAUGUGCGUUAGUGACACUGUGUCAUCUCUGUAGCCUACGCGGAUGUGUAGAGCGUAAGGUUAGGCAACUCUGUUUCAUUCUUGAAGAGCUGUCUCUUCAUAAAGUAACUGGAAAAUACUUGAUGGUGUAACAAAAGAGCAAAGACAUUAAAACAUUGUAAGCUUCUGUUUUUUUUUUUUUUUUUUUUCUAUUUGCUUCUCGUCUUUCUUGAACAUUUACAAGUGGUGCACUCUGUUACCGUGCGCUGCGUCAUGCUCAGACUUAGUUCAUGUGAAAGUCAUCUCCCUUGGGAGCGAAAGCGGCCAUUUAUAUCCUGUUUUAUUUCCCUUUUUUUUUUUCUUUCCACUGUUCUGUGAUUGUGUUAGUUGAUUCUAUGCAUUAUAACAAUCAUCUUUGAUAUACAUAUUAUUGUUUAAUGAAUUUCUUGUUCCAUAUGAAGCGUUAGUUGGACAUGUACCACUGUUGCUAAUAAUAUUCAUGUCUAAUGGUAUUUGUUCAUGAAUUGAUGACUGUGGCAUAACCAUUGUACGCGAUUUUUUUGUUUUGUUCCCUUGUCCUACCAGAGAACUGCAAAAGUUCAUAUUGAAAUAAAUCAAAGAAAUGAA